Molecule: messenger RNA, 1950 nt
Organism: Glarea lozoyensis ATCC 20868
Lineage: Eukaryota; Fungi; Ascomycota; Leotiomycetes; Helotiales; Helotiaceae
Product: Phosphoglycerate mutase-like protein
Exons: 2
Coding region: 1-1950 (649 amino acids)
Source: RefSeq, a predicted model, not a curated record
AUGGGUUGGCCUCCAGCUGUUGUGAUUGUCGUCAGACACGGUGCCCGUCUGGAUGCCGCUGAUAAGCAGUGGCAUCUCACGUCGCCGACGCCAUACGACCCUCCUCUCACCUAUGGUGGAUGGAGCCAGUCGAGAGCACUAGGACAACGUAUUGCUAAUAUUUUACGGACUCGCGAGACCGACGACGAAGUUAUCUCUCCUCUAGACGACGAUGGAAAAUCUGGCGGCGAUCGAAGGAAACGGAGACACAAGGUCAUCAUACACAGCUCGCCAUUUUUACGAUGCGUCCAAACUUCGAUUGGCAUCAGUGCCGGAUUGGCUCAAAAUCCCGGACAUAGCCACCAGAGACCUCACUCUGCCCAUUCUACAACUGGCAAGGCCAUGCAUUCGUCCCCCAAAAUGAGGCCGACCAUAAACACAGGUUCGCCCUCUCUGGCACCUAUCCCAGAACCUGCGCUGGCUGGUAGUAAGCCGCCCGAUAUCAAGAAAUCCACCAUCAGAAUCGAUGCUUUCCUGGGCGAGUGGCUCACCCCCGAUUAUUUUGAGCUUAUCACUCCCCCACCUAGCUCCUUGAUGAUGGUAGCAGGAGCCAAAGCAGAUCUCUUGCGGCGAGAAGACUACUCCGGCUUGACCAAUCAAAAGGAGGCUAUCGUCGGUGGACACCAGAAACCAUUCCCUGGCGGUUGGGGAAGCCCGGUGGUCGCUGCAGAGCAGGACAAAGAUGAAGGACCUCUGUCAAGUAUGUCGGCGUUAGGUCAAGCGCUACACCGGAGAGACAGAACUGGUAGUCUGAGUAGCGUGGGAACCAACGGAAGUCACAACAGUCAUCAUAGUGCUAGAGCCGGCACAUCGUUACAAUCGGCUGCGGAGCACGGCGUAUAUCAGCCUCCCGUUCCAAACUAUGCGAUCUCGCUUUCUGACCCUAUUCCCCAAGGAUAUGUAGCACACUCUCGUGAUGCUUGCGUUGACGUCGAUUAUCAAUGGGACAGUAUGCGUGAACCGCACCUGUGGGGAAAUGGUGGUGAGUACGGUGAAGAAUGGAGUUCAAUGCACAAGCGAUUCCGAAAAGGUCUUCAGCAGAUGGUGGGCUGGUAUCAAAACGAUAACGAUCCAGGGAAGCUUUCGAAAAAGAGUCCAAGCAGUCCUGCUGCGCUGAGUCCUGGCCAAGAGGAUCAUGUGGAAGAAGAAGACACCGAUUUGGUCCUCAUUCUAGUAACCCAUGGGGCAGGUUGCAAUGCUCUUAUUGGAGCUCUGACGAAUCAGCCUGUCUUACUCGACGUCGGAAUGACAUCGCUCACUAUGGCCGUGCGGAAACCUGAUGCACAAAAUACUCCGCCAGCAACUCCAGGCGCAACACCAAAAUCUCAGUCCCCAAGAACCUCGAGGCUGGUGAACAUUUCGGACGAAUAUGACGUCAAACUUAUAGCAAAUACUGAACAUCUUCGAAACACCAGUACUUCCUCAACACCAACUGCUUCGAGGUCAUCUUCCAUUGUGAGUGGAUCUUUCCGUGAGAGGUUCGGAAGUACCACUGCCCACCACGAUUCAAAUAAAGCACGACCUAUUACUGCUGCUGCUUCAUUGGGCAGUAUUCGUCGCACAGCCAGUAUUGCAAGCUCUCAGCCACGAAGCUAUGUUCCAACAAGACAGAGCUCGGUUGGUCUUUGGAGUGCGACGCCAACCGAAGAGAAGGAGACGCCAGAGGAGCUCGAAGACGAUAUGAUCAUAAACUUCGGGAAUGACGGUACUGCAAUCCAAGACUCUCAAGAAAACCACCCAUCUCCCCCACCUCCUGAAAAGGUGACACAAGAGGUUGCGGAAGGCCACGAAGUGGAUGAGGUUGCGCCUUUGGGCCUCUGGGGAAGUCCGAGACCUCCAGGAGUUGCUGAGAGAAAUCGAGAUACAGGUCCAAAACGCCGGUGGACUGUGAAUGAACGUACACAAACCUAG